Messenger RNA from Ectocarpus sp. CCAP 1310/34, 469 nucleotides. NCBI's taxonomy places the organism in Eukaryota, Phaeophyceae, Ectocarpales, Ectocarpaceae. The record is from the annotation of a GenBank genome assembly.
CGAGGACAGGCGGCGCGCUAGGCGGCGGCCGUGCUCUCGCGGUCCACAUCAGGGCUGUACUUGCCACCCAGAUAUCCACCCAGAGAUAGAGAGAGGGAAGGCGAGCGCAGAGAGCGACGAACGGGCCGUAUAGCGAGACGAAUUGGUUGCCGCGGGACAUGUCAUCACAUACUCCGAUCGCCGGGGUGAAGGAUGGGCUCAAUGGCGUGCUGGCACAACACUAUCUUGGCACCUUUGACAUCCCUGUCACCAACGUCAACAUAAUUGGGCGUCCCAUAGCAGCGUCAGGGGUAAGGAUCAUAACGGAGUCCAUGAAGCAAGCCCUGCAGCACGCCAUCUUGGCUACGGUUGAAGCAUCGAAUGUACCCGCCGGCGGGCUGAGUGCGGCCGCAGCCGCGAAGCUCCAAUUACGGAUUCUGGACGGCGCGCACAGGACGCACUGUGCUCUGCAGCUGUACGGCGGAGAGUU